AUGUUAUCAUUUGUAGUAUUUCGACGUCAAUUUCAAGCAAAUGCCGCAGCAGUGGCAACUGCUCCAGUAUCGGAUGAGCCCUGGAGGAAUUUGGUCGUUCGUAAUGCCUACUUGAGAAAAGUGGAUGAUGGACUGCUGAAACUAGACGAAUUUCAGUUGAGAUUGACCGAUCAACUCGAUGAGUUACUGCAACAGCUGUCACAUUACCACCCAGAAAACACCGACAAUGGAUGGCUGUCGAAAAUUCUUUAUGGACAAGAACGAGAGGUGAAACCGCCAAAAGGAAUAUACCUGUAUGGAAGUGUUGGAUGUGGUAAAACAAUGCUGAUGGACCUCUUUUUUGAGCGAUGUACGCUGAAGAAAAAGUUCCGCGUACAUUUUCAUGAGUUCAUGAACGAUUUUCAUAAAGAUUUUUGCAUUGUUGUAGAAAUGCACGAGCAGAAGUUGGCUAUGCCAUAUCGCUCGUUGACACGUGAACCAAUCGUUGAUCUAGUUCCAGAGAUUGCGAAGAAAAUUUUCGAAAAAUCCGUUUUACUUUGUUUCGAUGAAUUUCAGGUGACAGAUAUAGCCGAUGCAAUGAUCCUGAUGCGACUAUUCAGUGAACUGUUUAACAAAGGCAUUGUGGUAGUUUGUACGUCGAAUAGACAUCCACGUGAUUUGUACAAAAAUGGUCUACAACGUCAUCAAUUUUUGCCGUUCAUUGAUCUGGUUCAAGUGAAAUGUUCAACAGUGUGUCUCGACUCGGGCAUUGACUAUCGCAGGAGUGUCGUUGGGAAGCAUAAAGUAAGCAGCUCAUUUGUUUCACUUUCGUAUUUCGUAAAUGAUGGGCCUGAGGUAGAGGACGCAGUGGAUGAGUUGUUCACAAGAUUGGCUGCACGCGAAAAUGAUUUGACGACUGAUGGGUAUUUUUCAGUAAUACGAUCGAGGACUUUGAAUGUAUUCGGCCGAAACAUUUGCGUGAAACGAUGUUGCGGUGGUGUAGCUGAUAUACCAUUCCAUGAUGUUUGUGUACGACCGUGUGGAUCGCAGGAUUAUUUGGUGCUAUCGCAAGCGUUUCACACAGUGAUUCUUCGUGAUAUUCCCAUCAUGACGCACGAUCAAAGUAGUGAGGCACGACGUUUCAUCACACUGGUGGAUACGUUUUACGAUCAAAAGGUUCGAUUGAUAUGCUCCGCAGAGGCACGAAUCGAAAGUAUUCUACAACUGAAUUCGGAUGAUGUAGGCCUGUCGUCAGAACAACGCAUUCUUAUGGACGAUCUAUCGCUGAAAGAAGGACAAGUGGUGAUAACCUUUUUGCAGGAAGAAUCAAAAGCGAAUGUAUUCUCUGGACAUGAGGAAUUAUUUGCGUGCGACAGAACAAUAUCGCGACUUUAUGAAAUGAGUUCAGAGACGUAUUGGGCACAUCGUGAACCGUCGUGA
Molecule: messenger RNA, 1419 nt
Organism: Anisakis simplex (herring worm)
Lineage: Eukaryota; Metazoa; Nematoda; Chromadorea; Rhabditida; Anisakidae
Source: the annotation of a GenBank genome assembly